This is a messenger RNA of Durotheca rogersii, 966 nucleotides long. RefSeq names its product GroES-like protein. Bases 104 to 679 code for a protein of 191 amino acids. Lineage: Eukaryota; Fungi; Ascomycota; Sordariomycetes; Xylariales; Xylariaceae. The transcript has a single exon. The record is from RefSeq and is a predicted model, not a curated record.
ACAAGACCAAGCAAGCAUCCGAUCGACCUCGCUCGCAGAGCUGACCCUCUAGCGCCAGACCUCCCCAAUCCAAGCAACGCCCAGCCACAGCUCUCAUUCCGCCAUGUCUACCCACACCGUCUACCGCUUCGUCGAGCGCCGCGGCUUCGAGGGCCUCCAGGCCUUCACGGAGCCCAUCCCCGCGGUCGGGGAGCACGACAUCCUGGUGCGGGCGCGCAGCGUCGGGCUCAACUUCCGGGACAUCGCGAUCGCGACGGACAGCUACCCGCUGUCCGUCAAGGACCGGGUCAUCCCGUGCUCCGACAUGGUCGGCGAGGUUGCCGCCGUCGGCAGACUCGCCACCGGCUUCGCCGUCGGCGACCGCGUCAUGGCGCCUCCGGCCAUCACCUUCCAGGCCGGCGCCGUGCCCCCCGACCACGACACCUUCGGCGGCCCCGUCGACGGCCUGCUCGCCGAGUACACCGUGCUGCCCGCCCGCGCCACCAUCAAGCUGCCCAAGUCCCCCCACAGCUUCGCCGAGUGGGCCGCCUUCAUCGGCACCGGGGCGACCGUCUGGAACACCUUCUACGGCAACAAGCCGCUGCUGCCCGGCGAGUCGGUGCUCCUUCAGGGUAUGAUCGUUUUCCCUUUCCCGAGCUAUCUAUCCCCCCCCCACCCCCUUUCCCUCGAUGUGAGGUGAGAGGACGAAGAGAGAAUGGUACCUGCUGAGCGGAACCCCGGCUGACACGCAGUCUCUAGGAACCGGGGGCGUCUCUCUAACCGCCCUUAUUAUCGCCAAGGCCGCCGGCGCAACCACCAUCAUCACCUCGUCCAGCGACGCGAAGCUCGAGACGGCCAAGUCGCAGUUCGGCGCCGACUACACCGUCAACUACAAGACGCACCCGAACUGGGCCGCCGAGGUGCUGCGCAUCACCGAGGGCCGGGGCGUGGACCACGUCGUCGACAUCGGCGGCUUCGGGACGCUCG